GGAAACGAUGGCUGCCGUGGUGAACAUGGGGCCAGGGCCGCGUCUGCUGGAGGAUUUGCUGCGGGACUCAGAGUGACUGUGCGCGCCUGCAGGAGUGCGGAGGAGCCGCUGAUUUCCUGAGUUUCUCCUGCGGUCAAACCGCGCUGAAGCUGAGGAUGGUGUCUCCUCGUGGUGUGUGUUUCCUCCUCUUCCUCCUGCUGGGCAGUGUGUUCGGCAGUGUGUUCAUGCUGGGUCCGCUGCUGCCGCUGAUGCUGCUGUCUCCGUCACGCUACCGCUGGAUCACCGACCGCAUCGUGGCCACCUGGCUGACCUUACCUGUGGCGCUGCUGGAGCUGGUGUUGGGGGUGAAGGUGGUCGUCACGGGCGACGGGUUUAUCCCGGGCGAGCGCAGCGUCAUCAUCAUGAACCACCGCACACGCCUGGACUGGAUGUUCCUGUGGUGCUGCUUACUGCGCUACAGCUACCUGCGGCAGGAGAAGAUCUGCCUGAAGGCGGCGCUCAAGAGUGUCCCGGGCUUCGGCUGGGCGAUGCAGGUCGCCUCCUUCAUCUUCAUCCAGCGGCGCUGGGAGGACGACCGCACACACAUGAGCAACAUGCUGCAGUAUUUCUGCCGCAUCAGAGAGCCGGUGCAGCUGCUGCUGUUCCCUGAGGGCACCGACCUCACCGAGAACACUCGCGCCAGGAGUGACGAGUUUGCGGAGAAGAACGGGCUUCAGAAGUACGAGUAUGUGCUGCACCCGCGCACCACCGGCUUCACCUUCAUCGUGGACACACUGCGCGGAGGGGAUAAUCUGGAUGCGGUUCAUGACAUCACAGUGGCGUAUCCUCAGAAUAUCCCGCAGACGGAGCGCCACCUGCUGGCGGGUGUGUUCCCGCGCGAGAUACACUUCCACGUGCAGCGCUUCACGGUGGCGUCUGUGCCCGCGGGCGCCGCCGGUCUGCAGGCGUGGUGUCAGGAGCGCUGGCGGGAGAAGGAGCGGCGGCUGCAGCGCUUCUAUGAGACGGUCCCGCGCCGCUUCGAUGCGCCCGCUGUGGGUGUGUGUGUGCGUGAGCCGUGCUGUCAGAGCGGGCAGUGUGUGUGUGUGCCGCGCUGUAAGAGCGAGGGGCGUGUGCGCAUCAUCCUGGUGGCGUCGCUGCUCUACUGGAGCGUCUUCAUCACCGCCGCCUGCGCCAGCCUCUGCCUCUGCCCCCCCGCACAAUUCUACUUCCUGUUCAUGGUCGUCUUCUUCCUGUGUCAGCAGCGGUUCACCGGCGGCCUGGAGCUGAUGGAGCUGGCCUGCCACCGAUACUGGAGCCGCCGCAGCGCCGACAAGCAGGAGUGAAGAGUGUGUGUGUGUGUGUGUGUGUGUGUGUGUGUGUGUGUGUUUGCAUGACAGUGUAUAGGUUAUUGAAUGUGUGUAUAACUGAUGCAUAAGUGUGUGUGUGUAUAAAUGAUGAAUGAGUGUAGUGUGUGUGUGUGUGUGUGUGUGUGUGUGUGUGUGUGUAGAGCUGCUGCUCCUCCUGCUGGCUGAGAGGCUGAAGUGCAGCACAACAGACACUCAUAUAAACAGAACAGCAGCUCUUCAUCCUCCACUCUUCAUCCUCGCGGUGACCUUUGACUGUCAGCUGUAGAGGACAGCGGUGGACACUGAUGUGACACACACACACACACACACACACAUUUACUUGAUCAACACUUGCUCUUUAAAGCUGCAGAUAAUGAAGAGCUCAGAGGAGGUGUGUGUGUGUGUGUGUGCGUGUGCGUGCGUGUGUGUGUGUGUGUGUGUGUUUGGACUCCUCUGAGCUGAGUACUGUUCUCUGCAGCGCACCCCAGCGCUUCACUCCUCCUCCUCCUCCUCCUCCUCCUCCUCUGUGUGUGUGUGCGUGUGUGUUUGUGUGUGUGUGUGUGUGUGUGUGUUUGUGUGUGUGUGUUUGUGUGUGUGUGUGUGUGUGUGUGUGUGUGUGUGUGCUGUGGUGGUGUGUCGGCUGGUGUGUGUAGUCCUGCAGUAUACUCGGGUGUUUUAGACGAUCCUCUUUUAUUAUGGGCUGUGUCUGUCUGUUAUUAUUAGUGUUUUAGUUGAGGAUCACAGCCAUAGCGGACGCGCACACUGCUCAUGGAGAACAGUGUGGGGAAGACAUGCACAUCAUGUAGAGUGUGUGUGUGUGUGUGUGUGUGUGUUUGUUUAUUUGUAUGUAUGUGUGUGUGUGCAAUGUGACAAUCCUCAUGUAAAUGAAUCAGGGCAGUCGCUGGCUCAACAUUACACUGCAUUAUGGGAGGAUUAGAGUGUGUUCUGACCUUUGACCUCUUGUCUUUCCUCACUGAUGCCCAUUAUUGUUUUAAGUAACACACAGAUGGAGAACACACACACACACACACACACACACACACCUGUAUCAGUCAUCAGCACAUGUAACACCAGUACACAGUGUUCUGCACUGAGAGUGUUUAUUCUGUGUGUGUUGUGUUGAUGAGUGAUUGCAGUGUGUGUGUGUGUGUGUGUGUUUCUGUUUUCCUCCUAUGUGUGUGUGUUGUUCAGCUGUGGUGUUCUGACCUCUCUGGGUCGCAGUGGGCUGGUUUAUACUGUGUGUUGAAGAGGAAGAUGGAGAAGCACAGAAACACCUUCAUCAUCAGGAGAUCAGCCUCUGAUCAGUCAAUCAAUAAUCAAUACUCUCUCUCCACACCUCUGCUGUGUCCUCUGCAGUCUGUGUGUGUCCGUCUGUCCUCAUCUGGCCGCAUUUGUCAUCUUGAGUAUGUAUUUUUCUGAUGUAUAGUAUGAUGAAUGAGUCCAGAAUAAACAGGCCUGGCGUUA
Danio rerio (zebrafish) is the source of this 2789-nucleotide messenger RNA. It is a transcript of the gene lclat1, whose product is annotated as lysocardiolipin acyltransferase 1. Lineage: Eukaryota; Metazoa; Chordata; Actinopteri; Cypriniformes; Danionidae. The record is from RefSeq and is marked validated. Gene Ontology annotation, molecular function: 1-acylglycerol-3-phosphate O-acyltransferase activity; acyltransferase activity. Gene Ontology annotation, cellular component: endoplasmic reticulum membrane. Gene Ontology annotation, biological process: CDP-diacylglycerol biosynthetic process.